This is a messenger RNA of Pomacea canaliculata, 3286 nucleotides long. RefSeq lists its product as uncharacterized. NCBI's taxonomy places the organism in Eukaryota, Metazoa, Mollusca, Gastropoda, Architaenioglossa, Ampullariidae. Bases 31 to 1260 code for a protein of 409 amino acids. The record is from RefSeq and is a predicted model, not a curated record. The transcript has 5 exons.
CCGGAAUACCCCUCCAACACGCAGUCCACCAUGUUGACCGUGCUGGCCGAUUCCUCGCAGACUCUCGCGGGAUCUCGCGACACCAGUUUCAGCGUCGAAGAGGCGAGGAAAAGGGGCGAGUCCAACCACACCGAUGCAUCGGAUGAGUUCACGGUCAUCAUGCCUUUGUCCAGAUCGAGGCCGGUUGCUAAGCAACGUGGCCGCGGGAAAGACGGAUCCAACUCGCCAGCCUCUCUCGACGAUGACAGAAGCCGUCAGCUGAAUUCGGACGCCGAGCAGCAGGAAGACGAAGACCAAAAGGACGAGGACUGCGUCUCCGAGACAAGGAUGCGAGGGUCCUUCUCUCCACAUCUCGCCAACGAUGAUGAAGACAAAGACAAGUUGUACACGUGCACCAUGGAAACACAGACGUCGCUGACGUCAAGCGACGACAGCCGAGGUGACGACGUCACGCCAGAGAUCACGUUCAAGUCGGUUGCAGUCGGCCCCAACGGAGUCAACCGGAAAACGCAGACAGAAAGUUUACCAGAGAGAGACUGGGCCUACGACAAACGAAGAUUGCCAGUUAAAUCUGGUGGAGUACCCUACAACGCUGUACACGAUUCUGAGAAAUUCGCGCUAACAGAACAAACACCACAAACAAGCAUGGAUGAGAAUGAUGCUCAAGAAGAGUUUCUACCAAUGAGAGUGGAACCAUUUGCAAAAAUGAUAAAACUAGAAACACAACCCACAGAAAAAGAGUCAACUCCCCCUGUUAAGUAUCGCAGAAAUCUCUUUGAUGGUGGCAAAACUAAAUAUGAUGAGUCCAAACCAGCACAUCAUAUGAGAGCGCAGCCUCCCUUUUCCUCAGAAGGACUGAAUGAUCAACAGAGAAGACAACCUGAAUCUGCAGAUGACAUCCUUUCUAGGCAGCAACUGCUACUUCGUCAGCAGCAGGAAGUCAUGGCGCACAUCCACCAUCAGCAGCUAGAGCAGCAGGCCCAGCAGCUGGUCAACAGUGCCCUUGGCUUGAGCAACGUGACCCAACCGCCAGUCACUAACCCUUCCAGUUCAGCUCGUGAGAGACUCUCUGCCCUGCUAAAUGAUGCAUGCAUACUGGCACCUCAAGCAGGUGGCAUGGCUCAAGUCCCAGUGACAGGGUGGAUGCCUGCACAGAGGCCUUUGGUAAACCAAAGUUAUGUGACUCCAGCAAAUGUGCUUGGACAAGAAGAGCUGAUGCAAGCUGUUAGGAGAGAACUAAAGCGUAUGCAGCAAGAAUAAUAAGCAGCAUGGAAAGACUCAAGAACACUCAUUUUGAAAUGCAUUCACAAACACCAAGAGUAUCUAAGUUUAAGAGAGAAAAAUUUGGAUUUCUGUGUUCUUAGCUUGUCUAUUAGCAGUUCAUACAAGUUGUUGCUGGAAACCUGGAUAUGUACUUUUGGAGAGCUAUGCUCAAGAGCUCAUUCUGUUAAGUUGCAUGCUUCAGAAAAGCUAUGUAACUGGCCUUAACCUUCAGGUCAAAUUAUCAAGAUGCAGCAAACAAAGUGAAAAAAACAGCCUCCUUCAGAUUUUUGCAUUUCUUUUUGUUUUUGUUUUGGUUUUUUUUUUUUUGUUUUUUUGGGGGGUGGAGGUUCUUUUUGGAUCAUUUCAUUUACUUCCACAGAUCUUGUUCUUCAUAACUGAAGUUGAUGUUCCAUUUGACUUGACACAGAGAGACAGGAAAAAUUUUUCAUCAUUUUUUCCCAAAGAAAUUCUAGCUGAUGGUUGAUGAUACCAGUCUGAUGUGAGAAAGCAUUUGAAAUCCACAAUUGCUAUGAAGACUAAAAGUCUUUUUUGAAAUAUUUCUCUGCAAGAAUGGAGUCCAACUCAGGAGCAAGACUUUUUGGAUGUUCUAAGACAACACAACAGGUACCAAAGCCAAUGCAUUUGUUAAAUGCUAAGAAUGGCUAGCUGGCAACAAAGUGUGAAAUUUGUGUUCAUUUCCAUUCACCAUGAAAGUAAAUAUUGCACAAACUGUAUAUGACUCUAGCCAUUGUAUAUAAUGUAAAGUUUAAUCAAGUGUGCAUCAUGAGUUGUGUUGUACUCUGACGAUUGUUUGUGCCCUUUUAUUAUAUAAUUACAAAUGGAGUUGUAGAGUGUUUAUUGAUUCUGGAGACCAGGCCCGUUCUUAGCCUCCACAGGGCCUGAGGCAAGGGAUUAAUUUGGAGCCUAGUUACCAUAUUAAUUAAAGGCCUGGGUGACCCUGACAACUAUCAAAAGUGCAGGGCCCUUAAGCUCGACCCUGCUGGAGACAAAGAUUACAAAAUAAGUUGGUAGAUUCAAAAGAAGUAAGCGAAGAUGAUGAAAGAUCAAGGUUAUGAGAAGAAGGAAAAUUUGUUUCAUUCCAUUUAUUAUUUGUUUGAAAAGGCAAAUUUUAAAAACCUUAUUUUUUUUAUGUUUUUUCAGUUUGAAAUUAGUUGAUGUAUUACUACUCUGAUAUAGAAUAUGUUCAGAUACUGAGAAUAAUAAUAUUACUGGAAUAAAGAGGUAAGUUGUGUGCAUAUCGUAGUGUUCAAGACCAAGCUUCUCAUAAAUAAAAAGGCAAAGAUAAAUAUAACAUUCUGAAAAAUGUUAGAAUUAAUAGGCAUAAAACUCUAAACAUUAUGUACAAAAUGCACCAAUUCCUAGUCUUAAUUGGAGGAUGAAGUGUUUCAAGAUUUGAAAGAAUUUCAAAUUUUAGACCAUAAUCCACUAUUGAAAUUUAAUUGUGUUUGCAUAACCUGCACACCAUUGUGUUUUGCACUAGUAUUUAUUUUGAUAAAACUAAUCCAUAUAAAAUUAUUUCAAAAUAAAUCUUACAAAAAGUUAAAAUGGUAUAUUUUCCAAACCAUUUGCUUUCAGUCAAACAACAGCAUAUUUUCUAAUUUACUAAUGUUGAAACAAAUGAAAAUGUGUUUUCACUAAGUGGGUAAUUUAAAAAGUUAUUAUAAAUUUAAUUUGCAUUGAGAUGUUUGUAUAUGCGUGAUAACCCAUUUUUUUUUUUUUUUAGUUCCUCAUAUACAGACAUCCUCAUUGCAUUUAUGUAGUUCACAUUGUUACAAAUGUUUUAUCUACACUAUUUAUUAUCAAGCACAGUUUGGCCAUGAACCGGGGUGGUUCAUAACAAAGGUUCUGAAAACAGAUCACCGAAGUGUGCUUUCCAUACUAAGAGGUUGGGAGGAUGUAUUUUCUGAAAUGAUACAAUUGUCUUAAAUGCCUCACAUUUUGCUUAGUAAAUAAAUAUGUAUUUCUGAAGCUGCCUGUGAUAAAUAAAAGUGAUUGACCAGUU